Lontra canadensis (Northern American river otter) is the source of this 1993-nucleotide messenger RNA. RefSeq names its product T-box transcription factor 5 (gene TBX5). Gene Ontology annotation, cellular component: nucleus. The coding region runs from base 349 to 1905 and encodes 518 amino acids. The transcript has 9 exons. Lineage: Eukaryota; Metazoa; Chordata; Mammalia; Carnivora; Mustelidae. The record is from RefSeq and is a predicted model, not a curated record. Gene Ontology annotation, biological process: cell fate specification; regulation of transcription by RNA polymerase II; cardiac left ventricle formation. Gene Ontology annotation, molecular function: RNA polymerase II cis-regulatory region sequence-specific DNA binding; DNA-binding transcription factor activity, RNA polymerase II-specific.
CUUUGAGGGUGCUCCAGGAGGCUGCUGCUUGCGUUCCUUGGAGCCCUUCUGGCGCCUCACAACUUGGAAGUCUUUAGGGAGAGUGAGUGAGCUAACGCAAAGCAGAGGAGGUGUGUGUUGGAGGUGGGCAGUCCCUGCCGAAGCUCCAGCGGUGGGUGAUCCUUUGUACGCAGCGGUAGCCGCUAGUCUGGGCGAGCAGUCCCGGGCAUAAACCCCCCGGAGCCACCAUGCCCGCGCCCCCGCCUCGCCGCUGGCUUCCCUGCUAGGAGCAAGAAGGGAUUUGGUGAAUGCACCGGCUUCGCCCAGCGAGAGCAGGACCCUGCGCGGGCACAGGGCGCCGGACACACCAUGGCUGAUGCAGACGAGGGCUUUGGCCUGGCGCACACACCCUUGGAACCUGACUCAAAAGAGCUACCCUGUGACUCCAAACCCGAGAGCGCGCUGGGGGCCCCCAGCAAGUCGCCAGCGUCCCCGCAGGCCGCCUUCACCCAGCAGGGCAUGGAAGGGAUCAAGGUGUUUCUCCACGAAAGAGAACUCUGGCUGAAAUUUCACGAAGUAGGCACGGAAAUGAUCAUAACCAAAGCUGGGAGGCGGAUGUUUCCCAGUUACAAAGUGAAGGUGACGGGCCUGAAUCCCAAAACGAAAUAUAUUCUUCUCAUGGACAUCGUUCCAGCAGAUGACCACAGAUACAAGUUCGCAGAUAACAAAUGGUCUGUGACGGGCAAAGCGGAGCCUGCCAUGCCCGGCCGUCUUUACGUGCACCCGGACUCGCCGGCCACGGGAGCGCAUUGGAUGCGGCAGCUGGUCUCCUUCCAGAAACUCAAGCUCACCAACAACCACCUGGACCCAUUCGGGCAUAUUAUUCUAAAUUCCAUGCACAAAUACCAACCCAGAUUACACAUCGUGAAGGCGGAUGAAAAUAAUGGAUUUGGCUCAAAAAAUACUGCGUUCUGCACCCACGUCUUUCCUGAGACGGCCUUUAUCGCAGUGACUUCCUACCAGAACCACAAGAUCACCCAAUUAAAGAUUGAGAAUAAUCCCUUUGCCAAAGGAUUCCGGGGCAGUGAUGACAUGGAACUACACAGAAUGUCAAGAAUGCAAAGUAAAGAAUAUCCCGUGGUUCCCAGGAGCACAGUAAGACAAAAAGUAGCCUCCAACCACAGUCCUUUCAGCAGUGAGCCUCGAGCUCUCUCUGCCUCAUCCAACUUGGGGUCGCAGUACCAGUGCGAGAAUGGUGUGUCUGGCCCCUCCCAGGACCUCCUGCCCCCACCCAACCCAUACCCACUGCCCCAGGAGCACGGUCAGAUUUACCAUUGCACCAAGAGGAAAGAUGAAGAAUGUUCCACCACGGACCAUCCCUACAAGAAGCCCUACAUGGAGACGUCGCCCAGCGAGGAGGACCCCUUCUACCGGGCCGGCUACCCCCAGCAGCAGGGCCUGAGCGCCUCCUACAGGACAGAGUCAGCACAGCGGCAGGCCUGCAUGUACGCCAGCGCCCCGCCCCCCAGCGAGCCGGUGCCCAGCCUGGAGGACCUCAGCUGCAACACAUGGCCCAGCGUGCCUUCCUACAGCAGCUGCACGGUGGCCACGGUGCAGCCAAUGGACAGACUCCCCUACCAGCACUUCUCGGCCCACUUCGCCUCGGGGCCCCUGGUCCCCCGGCUGGCUGGCAUGGCCAACCACGGCUCCCCGCAGCUCGGAGAGGGGAUGUUCCAGCACCAGACCUCCGUGGCCCACCAGCCUGUGGUCAGGCAGUGUGGGCCGCAGACUGGCCUGCCGUCGCCCGGCGGCCUGCAGCCCUCCGAGUUCCUCUAUUCUCACGGCGUGCCAAGGACCCUGUCCCCGCACCAGUAUCACUCGGUGCAUGGGGUUGGCAUGGUGCCAGAGUGGAGUGAGAACAGCUAAAGCGAGACCUGCUUCCUCGCAGACAGUGGCUAGAGAGAGAGAAGAGAAAGAGAGAGAGAGAGAGGGAGGGAGGGAGAGACAGUAGCAG